This is a messenger RNA of Alternaria alternata, 565 nucleotides long. RefSeq lists its product as hypothetical. Lineage: Eukaryota; Fungi; Ascomycota; Dothideomycetes; Pleosporales; Pleosporaceae. The transcript has a single exon. The record is from RefSeq and is a predicted model, not a curated record. Bases 125 to 442 code for a protein of 105 amino acids.
UGCGCCCUACGAGUGUAGACAUGUCAAAAACCAGGGUCCAGCGUCGUUGGUAGGAUUUUGGUCCACAACGACAAGCUGUAAAAGAGAAAAUUGACGCGGGUUUUCUAGAGCUCUACUAAAGAGUAUGCGUCAGGCACGAGUACGAGCGACAAAAGAAAGGCUACGAUAUACGCGGUACAUGAGGCUAGUCCGGGGAUGCGGACCUCCCGCAGAGGGUCGGAUGCAGGGCGCUGCAAGUCCUUUAUGGGGCCUGGCUACACCGCCGAUUCCAGGUAUACAUUGUUCGCGAAACAGCGGUAAAGAAGGGCAAUUGUUGGGAAGGAAGUGUGCUGUAACAUCUGAUUUAGACUGGAAUCCAAUCAAUCGAGGGCUGCCGCGUGGCAUUGGUCGUGGUUGGUGUUCCAGGCCGUGCUGUUGCUGCAUCAACGCGUUGUUUGGGUGACGUAGGUCGCGUCCCCAACCUCGUCCUAACCUCCUGCAUUUGCUCACCAGCCACCCGCACCCAACACGCAUCAAACCAAAAGUUAACGGGGGCUACGCUUCCACAUUCCAAACCCCACACUAC